AGAAAGGACAACUGACACACGCAUCAAAAUAGAAAAAAAAGUUCAUGUCUUGGGGAACGUGUCUGUACUAUAUGGGGUGAUGAUCUAAAAAAAUUAACAUGGCAAGCCAAAAAAUAAAUACAGUUAUAAACAAUAGACCUCCCAUUGAAACUUUUGAAUUGUUAGUGCCGUUUGAAGCUUUCACAGGAUUCUCUAGAUGGAAAUACCAUGAAUAUUUUGCACAAAUACAAAAAUCUUAUGGUCUAAAACUUAAAAUUAUGAAUACAUCUUUUCGUUCUUUACGAAAUGAAGGACAAGCAAAGCUUGUACUAACAGGAACUGCAGAUCAAAUAGCACCAGCCGUCGUUCAAAUAGAAAAUAAAAUUAAAUAUCAAGUCGAGUUACAAGCUCACUUUAAAUAUAUGAUGUCGGAGAACUCUAAAUUAAUAGCGUUCGGAAGAAGCAAGCCUAAACGUCAUAAUCAAGAUCGUAAUGAUCAUAAUAAAGAUGAUGUUAAUAAUGAUAAUGAUGCUCUUAGUAAUAAUAAUAAUGACAGUAAUAAUAGUAUUAAUGAUAGUAGUAGUGAUAAUGAUAGUAGUAGUGAUAGUGAUAGUAGUAGUGAUAGUGAUAAUGAUGAUAGUGUUGAUAUAAAUGUUGAAAACAAUUGUGAUGGGAAAAUCAGAGAUGGCCGUAUUGAGAAGUAUUUGUUACUAGUGCCAUAUCCAGUUUGCAAAAAAAUCAUAGGAAAGUAUGGAUACACAGUGGAGGAAAUAGAAAAAUCUACUGGUGCGAAAAUCGCAGUUGAAAUGGAUUCCAAGAAAUAUGAGCAAAUGGAAAGAAAAGUAAUAGUAGUAGGAAAUAAAGAGCAAUCAAUGAAAGCUAUUAGUCAGAUAAGAGACAAAGCGGAUGAAUUGAAUGAAUCUAUGUCUGUAAUGCUUAGCAAGAAAGUAGAAGACCCCAGUAAAAUAGACUUUGAGAAAGAACUUGAAUUUAAAGAUGCUGAAUUAUAUAUACGUGAUUCUGCCAUUAACUUACAUCUUUGCGAUUUUACAAUAUUUCCGAAGACUUUAUUAGAACAAGUGAGUAAUUCGCUGGAAGUGUAUGUAUCUGCGAUGGAAACGCCAAAUCGAUUUUGGAUUCAAGUGAUUGGUCUUGGAAAUAUUAAUUUAAAACGUUUGGUAAACUCUAUGACGGCUUAUUACAACACUAAGAAAAGUCGCGAGAUUCAUGCCUUGAAAAAAGUAGUGUCAGGUCAAAUGGUAGCAGCUAGAUUGAAACAUGACAAAAGAUGGUUUCGUGCGGAAGUAAUAAAUUUCAUGGAAGAGUCUUCUCAAUGCAAAAUCUUCUUUGUAGAUUAUGGAAAUAUCGAAAUUGUUUCUAUAAAUAAUGUAUUAGAACUUCGUACAGACAUGUUAAUCUUACGACAGCAGGCUGUGGAGUGUUCACUAGCAAAUGUGAAGCCGCGAGGAGGUCAGUGGAAUCCUGAAGCUAUAGAUAUGUUUGCCCAAAUUGCUCAUGCAACAAAAUGGAUACCGCUUAUUGCUAAAGUUCGAGGCUACAAAGAACGUUUAAUCUGUGACGGAGGAUCUCGUCGUCCAAAGACAAUGAUUCCUCAAGUCGAACUGUUCUAUCAGAAUAAUGAUGAGGAGAUUAACAUUGGAGAUAAAUUGGUACGUUUGGGAAUGGCUUUAGUUGAGGAAGAGAUCUCUUUGGCAGUGAAUUCUGCAUUACCUCGUGAAAAGUGCGAUUUUCUAUUUCUUCCAUAUUUACCCGAUUCGUUUCAUCUGGAUUAAAUGUGCUUCAGAAUUCAUGACAAUUGAUGAUGAAGACAAUUUUAAUUUGGAGGACUAAUUUAGCAAAUAAGGAAUCUAAGCAACCAAUUGAACAUAUAAGUAUAAAAAUGCUGAAAAAAAAUCAAAGUGACAAAGUCUUCUAUUCAGAGAAAAAAAGAUUAAUAUCGGUUGCGAUUAUACAGUACUAUAUAAACGGGUAGAUGAUUUUACAUGAAUUUGAAUGGUAGUUGUAUGAAAUGAAAUCUAGCGUCUGUUAACGUGUGUAAAGCGUGUGUAAACUACCUCAAAUUCAUAGAAACAUCAAGUAAACCAUAAUCAAUAUUAAAAUUUUUUCUUUUUUACUUUAAUACAAAAAUUAAAUCAUUAAAGAUACAUUUCUAUGAACUUAUAAACUAAUAAACAUAAUAAAAAUAAACUAAAUAUAACAUUUAUAUGUAAUUUAAUAUUCAAAUUCAUAUAAAAUCUCGAUGCAAUUUUCAUUAUAUGUAUGUGGGCUCACAAGUUUAUGAUAAUUGAAGUAAAUUAUAUUACUUUAAUUUUACACAAUGAUUUAAAAUUACGUUUUAAAGAAUUAAGAGAUAUUAAGAGAUAUUAAUAUUACUUUUUGUUUUUAUAUUUUUAUAUUGCUUUUAACUUGCAUCAACGUAUUAAAAAUAAAUAUAUACGAAAUAGUUGAAUAGUUACAUUGCAAUGGUAUAAUUUUUGUUUACUUUAAAUAUUUUAAGCAUACAGAUAAUAUAAAGAUUAAAUAUAAAAUUUACUUCAAUAACUUGUUUAAUGAUAUAAUAUUUAGUAUGUUAAUAGUUGCGUAAGUUCUAUCUCGUACUAUUAUACUAAAAUAUAAUAAAAUGAUAUAAAAAAAUGACAAAAAAA
Molecule: messenger RNA, 2645 nt
Organism: Pogonomyrmex barbatus (red harvester ant)
Lineage: Eukaryota; Metazoa; Arthropoda; Insecta; Hymenoptera; Formicidae
Gene: papi
Product: tudor and KH domain containing protein papi
Biological process (GO): P granule organization; spermatogenesis; piRNA processing
Cellular component (GO): P granule
Molecular function (GO): RNA binding
Source: RefSeq, a predicted model, not a curated record